CCGAGAGAGAAGCCCGGCUGCAGGGACGGGGCUCCGGGCGGCUACAGGGAGCCUGAGGGCGGCCGCCCACUCUCCCGCCCUCGCCUCGGCGGGCCGGCAGGUGCGGCUGGAGGAGGCGCGGCCUCAGCGUCCCCCUCAGGUGUGGCGCCGCCUCCCCCUCAGGUGCGGGCGGCCCCGGGCGGCGCCGCUCCCCCGCCAUGGCGGCCCCCGGCGGGCUGGGCCGCUGCGUGGCCGCCUUCUGGCUGGCGCUGGCCUUCGACGCGCUGGGCCUGGCGGUGCUGCUGGCCGGGGUGUUCGCCGACGUGUUCUUCGCUGACCUGCUCAUCUACGCGGGCGGCAUCGGCAUCUUCCUCAGCCUCAUCUGGUGGGUGUUCUGGUACGCGGGCAACCUGGAGGUGCCUCUGGAGGAGCUGCGCGACGACGUGGGGCUGGCGCCGCCCAAGGGCCGAGGGGACAGCGUGCUGCGGGGGCUGGUGCACGGCCUCAGCCGCCGCCUCUCCUCGGCCUUCGGCUCCGCGCCGCGGACCCGAGCCGCCGCCGCCGCCGCCGACCUGGAGCUGAGGGGUCCGCGGGGCCGCCCCGCGGAGCCCAGCAGGGUCUGCUGAAGACACGACUGUUAAAGUUACUGCCUUUAAAAGUGGGGAAAGUGCCACAAAUUAUGGAAAGAGAAUUCCCUACUCAAUGCAAUAGAUUCUCUCAUUCUGGAAUAAUUUCUGCAACCACUGUGGACUCUGUAUAAAGUGGACACACAGAGCUAUAUCUCUGCCAAAUUCACCUCUUUCAGUGUUGGACUGGAUCACUUCUUUUUAACCAUUUCAGAAUUUAAAAAUGAUCUUCUAAGAAGUAAGAACUAAAAGGGAAACAAACCAAAUUCACAGAAAAAUAACUGCAGUGAGUAAUGUAGUUGUAUCUUUUGUAAUAACCUGGGAAUGUUUGGAUAAAAAGCUCUUGCACAAUGAAAAGCUCUUGCACUGUUUUACCAAGGUCUAGAAGUUGAACUUACUGUGAAUUUUUAUUAUGCCAGUGCAAUACUUUUAUUUGUAAGGGUGCUUUUAAAAUAUCUAUGUAAAACUGUUGAUGCAAAGGUAUAAAUGUAGUAGAAGUUGUUUAUAGUGUACAUAGACAAUUUACAGUGUUUCUUAUGAAUUUUCAUAAUUAUUUUGGAAUAAUUUGGAAUUUGAAAUUUUAUAAGUAGAAGAAUAAGAAUAGUGAUGUUGGUAUACCAAUCUGUUUUUCAUAGUUGUGUAUCAUGUAAUAUGAUGACUUUUAGAGGACCUUUUUUAAUACAGUGAUGAUACAAGAUUUAUUUUUCUAAUGCUGAAGCACUAAAAAAAAAAAAACCUAGUCAAAAAAAAAAAAGACUAAUAAGCACAAUGAUAUUUUACAGAUUCUUACCAAAUUUACAUCUAGAUGUAAUUGAAAUUAGGGUUGGGUUGUCUGUGGAAAAAUGUAUAUUAAAGUUAAUGAUAUGUAAAUUUUUUAUAUGUGAGGAAUUCCUGAGUCCCUCUGUUUCUGCACUAAUAAAAAGAGUCUGAGCCCACAGUUAGCAGGUACA
Oxyura jamaicensis (ruddy duck) is the source of this 1555-nucleotide messenger RNA. RefSeq names its product transmembrane protein 238 (gene TMEM238). The coding region runs from base 198 to 605 and encodes 135 amino acids. Lineage: Eukaryota; Metazoa; Chordata; Aves; Anseriformes; Anatidae. The record is from RefSeq and is a predicted model, not a curated record. The transcript has 2 exons.